AUGGGUACUGCUGUUUGAUGUGCCGAAAGUAGGAAGAAUGAGUAUGAUAUGACUGAAGAGGACCGGAGGACUAAAUUCAAGAAUAUCAUAGAUACUCCUACCUUAUUCGAGCGAGACACCUCCCCUGCUGCUCAAGACAAAAUCGAAGCAAGGCAAAAGUCAUGGAAAGAUGAAGAAGAUAAGAAUUAUAUCCAGGUUAAAGCACCUAAAUAGAGAGAAGAAGAAAAAGAAGCCGGCAAAUAAGCCUAGAAAAUUAUCAAAAGUUAAUGAAGAACAAGUUCAGAAUACAAAAUAAGCCAAGGAUGACAAUGGAAGCUAUACCAAGUCUAUCCCAUGUGAAUUAUAAAGUAGACUUCUUCGAUCAAAACAGAGAAGAGGAUUAUAAGAAGGAGAUAGAUCAACAGGUUCUAGAAGUGAUCAAAGCUCUUUCAAAGACUAAAAUUGAAGAUUAUUCAAACAUUGAUAGAUAUGACUUCAAAACCAUCAGAAAUUUCCUUGUUGCUAACAAGUGAGACAUCGACGAGGUUAUUGGAUUAAUCACAAAAGAUAUUAGUUGGAGGAAGAAGAAAUUUCCCUUUGAGACUGCCCUUCUGACCCUUCCAUUAACCUCAGAGCGGAUAUAUCUCUAUGGAUCGGAUAAAGACAUGAACCCAUGUUUCUACUUUAAGCCAUUCUCAAAAUUGGGGAAUUUCUAUGAUGCGAAGGAAUCUGCAAUCAGGAUGACUAAUUACCUUGACUACAUGGUAUACUGCUUCGAGACUUGCAACAAGAAGUUGAAAGAGCUCGGAUUCAAUACCACAUUCACAAUGAUAGUCGAUUGUGACCACCAGAAGAUAGAUUUAGACUCAGCUAAUUUUUACUUUAAUUCGAUCUGGGAUGUGAUUAACAAGCACUACCCUUGCAAAAUGACCAAGAUUCAUUUAAUAAAAGUUGAACUUGAGACAACACAUAUGAUCCACGAGUUGAGACAAAAAGGUGUUGUUUACCACGACGAGCUCUAUGUUGCCUCUUUACUAGAAUAUUUCAACCAAUACCAGCUGAGCCAAGAUUAUGGAGGCUGAGCCUUUGAGGAAUAUGACAUCACCAAGCUACAACUGACCAGUGACUUACCUGGCUUCAUCACCAGUUAUGUCAAGCUUAAGAAUGACGUUACUCUUUAUUAAUGUAUGCCAAAAUUCAUCGAUUAUGAAAUA
Moneuplotes crassus is the source of this 1193-nucleotide messenger RNA. NCBI's taxonomy places the organism in Eukaryota, Ciliophora, Spirotrichea, Euplotida, Euplotidae. The record is from the annotation of a GenBank genome assembly.